Messenger RNA from Serinus canaria (Common canary), 1562 nucleotides. RefSeq names its product adenine phosphoribosyltransferase (gene APRT). Lineage: Eukaryota; Metazoa; Chordata; Aves; Passeriformes; Fringillidae. The transcript has 6 exons. Gene Ontology annotation, biological process: AMP salvage; adenine salvage. Gene Ontology annotation, molecular function: AMP binding; adenine phosphoribosyltransferase activity; adenine binding. The record is from RefSeq and is a predicted model, not a curated record. The coding region runs from base 57 to 518 and encodes 153 amino acids. Gene Ontology annotation, cellular component: cytoplasm.
CCCCGGCCCGGCCCGCGGGGAGCGGAGCGGCGGCGGCUGCGCACGGCGGGGCCGCCAUGAGCGACGAGCGGCUGCGCAGGGUGCGCGACCGCGUCCGGCCCUUCCCGGACUUCCCGGAGCCCGGCGUGCUGUUCCGCGAUAUCAGCCCCUUGCUGAAGGAUCCUGUGGCCUUCAGGACUUUGAUUGAUCUUCUGGAGGAUCACGUGAGGGCGUCUUUCCCGAAAAUCGACUUCAUUGUGGGCCUGGACUCCCGGGGGUUCCUCAUCGGGACCCCCCUGGCGCAGAGGCUGGGCAUCGGCUUCGUGCCUGUGCGGAAAAAGGGAAAACUGCCUGGUGCCACCGAGUGCAUCUCCUACAGCCUGGAAUAUGGCAAGGGGCAUGACCACGGAGAGUGUCCCCCACUCUGGCAGCUGAGCUGGAAAUCCAGAGCGAUGCUGUGGAGCCAGGACAGAAAGUGGUGGUUGUGGAUGACCUGCUGGCAACUGGAGGUACCAUGGGUGCUGCCUGCGAGCUGCUGAAGAGGCUGAAGGCUGAAAUCCUGGAGUGCCUGGUGAUCAUAGAGUUAAAAGCCCUGAAAGGGUCAGAAAAGCUCAAUUCCAUCCCUUUCUACUCCCUGCUGCAGUACGACUGAGGAGCAGCAGGGAGGAGGGAGCACUGGGAACAAAUCUGGGGCUUUAUGUAGUGACUGGCUGUCACAAGGGGGUGGGGAAGGGGGUUAAACACAGCUUUUGAGCAUGGCCAGGUGCUCUUCAAUCCUAAAUUUCCCAAGCACUGUGUUGAGUGUAAUGAUCCCUUUUGGAGUUGAAGAAGGAACAGGCAGAUUGACUGGGGGGAUGGAGACCAAGAUGCAGCUUCUCUGAAUGUGUGCUUUUUAGGAGACCAAAGUGACAAUAUUGCUGCUGAGGCAGGAGAGCUCUGACAGGGCACCAGCAUUCCCUGGGCUGGGCUGUCAGCCUCCAAGGAACCUGCUAAAAACUUCCCAAAGAAACACAGGAGAUGGGCAAAAAGCAAUUAUUUCUGUAAGGGACAAAUCCUGCUGUGCUGGACCUCAGGAUGGGCUGGCUGCUCUGUGCUGUCACUCACAGCAGAACAAGUUGCUCUUGCACCAGGGCUGUGCUUGUUCAGGAGAAUGAGGUGCCUGCUGUGUCCUUAAAUCAGGCUGGUGCUGCUGUGGGAUGAGCCCAGUCAGUGUUUUCCUUCCCUGGAGACCAGAGGCACCUUGUGCUCAGCAGGAAUUCCCCAUCUCCUGCACCACAUCCCACUCCUGUGCUGCUGCUCCCCCUCUGCUGGGCUGUUCUGGGCCAUCAGGCUGGUGCCAGCUCAGAGCCUGCCCUUGUGGGAGUUUGGUGCCAGGUGAGGCCACAGGAGAGGUGUUGCAGUGGUCUCAGGUGUGUGAUGGGGGUUUGGAGAUGCUUCCUCCAGCACGGUUCAGUUUGCUCACGGCUAAAUCCCGCUGUGCCAAAACUUCCACAAGCCUGAAACCACCAGGGACUGUGUCCCUGGCCCAGCAGGGACUGGACUCACGGGUAAAAUAAAUACUGAUGUAUUUUUAUGUUUCCUAA